UAAAACCCACCCUAAACACGGAAGAAAGGUUCACAACAUAAAAUGGAACUGUAAUUUUUGAACGUUCCACAGACUGAGGAGACAUUCAGACUAUUAACGUCGUGGGACUGGGCAUUCGAUAAACAUUUUACCCGGAAUAGUGUGUCGAUUGUUUGCAACAUCAACCUGGUAUAGAUUUAACGCAAAUCAUGGGUUUUGACACGAAACAAGUGCAGGUGAAGCUGACCGCUGGUCGCACCGUUCGCAUCCCCGUAGUUGCGGCGAUGACGACCCAACAGUUAUGCGAGAAGGUGGCGGAAGAGGAGAAAGCUCCCGCUGAUGUCAUUACUCUCAAAUUCGGUGGUAAGGUCUUGAAGAGGAGCAAGACGAUGUAUGAUUAUCUUGUCAGGGAAGAGAUGGAACUAAAAGUGAAGCUUUUGGCAAAAGAAACUCUGAACAUCAACCUGCAUCUUCCUGGUAAGGACAAAGAAGUCGUCUCAGUGAAGAUCAACAAUACAUCAUGUCACUCAGAAAUUAAAACAAAGCUGGGAGAAGCAAAAUCACAUCUUGCUGGGAAAUACACAACCUUUCAUAUUGGCAACAUGGAGCUGAAGAUGACAGACUAUGCCUAUGAAGACUGUCUGAAGGACGAAGAGAAUAUCAUUGUUAAAUUCCCUAAUGAUAAUCAGGGAACAGAGGAAGAAGAAAUGCAGGAAGAUGAGAGACAGGAAGUCCUGAACAGCUUUGCAUCGAGUAUGUCCUCACGACGGAAAGUGGAUAUUGUGUUUUCCUUUGACACUACAGGAAGCAUGUAUUCUCUUUUAUCAACGGUCCGAGAGAAAUUGCGAGAGUCUGUUACCCGUCUCAUGUCAGACAUACCAAACAUUCAGAUCGGCCUGAUGGCUCACGGAGACUACUGUGACGAGCACUCAUAUGUCAUCAGAAAACAUGACAUCUCAGCAGAUAUGGCUGAUCUGGUCCAGUUUGUACAAGCUACUGAGGGCAGCGGAGGCGAAGGACCAUUUGCUUGCUAUGAAUGGGUUCUGAGACAUGCCAAUGGUUUAUCGUGGAGAGAAGAUGCUGCGAAGGCUUUGGUCAUCAUCGGGGAUGUCGUGCCACAUCCUCCCUCAUAUACAGACAUCAAUAUCAACUGGCGGGAUGAGCUGCAAGAGCUGUGUGACAAGGACAUCAAGGUGUAUGGUGUUCAAGCGAUGGAUAAUAGGCCAGCCAACUCUUUCUAUGGUCACAUGGCACAGAAAUCAGGUGGUGCUCACAUCAAAUUCCAGCAUUUCUCAUUAAUUACAGACAUGUUCCUUGCAGUGUGCUACAGAGAAUCCGGUGAUGACCAACUGAAGGCCUACGUCGACGAGGUCGAGAAAGAAGGGAGAAUGACGGAAGAAAUGAAGGAUGUCAUGAAGCAGCUGGAGAAGAAACCAGAGGAAGAGGAGAAGAAGGAUGAGGAGGAGAAGGAAGAGGAGGGAGAGGAGGGAGAGGAGAAGGAGAAAGAAGGAGGAGCAUCGGCAGAUGCAGCGGGAGAUGCCGAGGUUGCAGCACCAGCUCCAGAGCGCCAACAGGAAGUGGAAUAUGUUUCGGAGCCAUGGUGGGACCUGACCUUAGACACGGCAACAAUGCCCAAAUUCACAUAUAACAAUGUCAAUGACUUUUGGUCAAGAUGUGGCCAACCAGCAGCUGCCAACAACUUCGAUCGAAGAGCAACAAGAAAGAGUUCAAGGAGAAAGACCCUAAAGAAGGCCUGUUCAGUGAUGUGAAAUGGAGAAUGGUAUACUUAAAUCAAGUUCAUUUCAUCAUUAAAAAAAAAGAAUUCAAUGCAACACUAUAAGCUCUGUUUUGUGUUAGCGGACAAUUGUUGAGGUAAAGACACCAAUGACUUUCAUGCUUUUGUAUCAGCAAAGAUAACCCUAGGAGGAAGACAUU
This is a messenger RNA of Lytechinus variegatus (green sea urchin), 1914 nucleotides long. RefSeq lists its product as uncharacterized. NCBI's taxonomy places the organism in Eukaryota, Metazoa, Echinodermata, Echinoidea, Temnopleuroida, Toxopneustidae. Gene Ontology annotation, molecular function: protein binding. The coding region runs from base 189 to 1748 and encodes 519 amino acids. The record is from RefSeq and is a predicted model, not a curated record. The transcript has 9 exons.